Periophthalmus magnuspinnatus is the source of this 3903-nucleotide messenger RNA. RefSeq names its product DNA (cytosine-5-)-methyltransferase beta, duplicate b.3 (gene dnmt3bb.3). The transcript has 21 exons. The record is from RefSeq and is a predicted model, not a curated record. The coding region runs from base 1 to 3903 and encodes 1300 amino acids. Gene Ontology annotation, biological process: negative regulation of transcription by RNA polymerase II. NCBI's taxonomy places the organism in Eukaryota, Metazoa, Chordata, Actinopteri, Gobiiformes, Gobiidae. Gene Ontology annotation, molecular function: DNA binding; DNA (cytosine-5-)-methyltransferase activity, acting on CpG substrates. Gene Ontology annotation, cellular component: nucleus.
AUGUCCGCUAUGAAUGGGAGGGACAUCAUUUUGAUUUCGGAUCCUGAAGAUAAGCCACAGGGGGCUAAUGCAAGCACCGAAAAUGGGCAUCCAACUGGAACUACAAAUACAAGCAGACCAACAACACCAGCAACAACUGAAGUAUAUCCGAGAACUCUGAAAGAAGUGUGUUCCCAAACGCCAUAUUGUCUUUAUGCGGACAUGGGAUUAGAGUUGGACAACACCACCUGCGCUGUUCUCAUCGGCUACUUUGAUUACCGCACCGGAGUUAGCGUAGUGAGAAGGCUAAAUACGCUGCGCAUCAAUCAGCCUAGCAGUGAAGCUAAAACUAAGCCAAUUAUCACGAAACACACUGCUAAUUCUGCAGCUGAUCUCUUGAUAGACUUGCUCAAGACUGCUGCGCUACCGUUGGACAAUCUUAAGGUGUUUUAUUGCAAUCUCCCCGAUCCAGAAGUCAACAGGAUGAUUGUGGCGAAGCUAAAGGAGCUCAACCCACAUUUGGUGUCUGUGGGUGGGCUUGCGUGCAUGGUCGGGGGUGCUUGCCAGAUGGGACUUUUGGAAUACUAUAGCCACGUGGUUGAGCUCAUCAAUGACAUCCACUUCUUUGAGUUACCCGAGUGCUUAGACAACACCAACUACAACGUCAUGCUACCGAUUACAAUCCAAUACACGGAGAUCAUCAUGGUUAUACAAAACAUGUCCUCCAACUGGCUCAAAGUGGAAAAAUAUUUCAAAGAGCUGAGGUUAGACGUUGGUUUAAGUCGGUUGCAGAGGAUUCGUGAUCAAAUGGAAAAACCAAAAGUAAGGUUGGAUUUUAUUUUCCUUGCUCAAGCUUUGGGAACCUUCCGAAGUUUUCAAGAUUUGCAGCAAAACACGGAGCGUGAUAUGGUGUUGGAGCUGCAGAUGACGGCUCUGUUGGUCAAUGUCUGUGCUUCAAGUAUUUUUACACCAACAGCCAGAGAUGAGUUCGUCAGGAAGAGGGAUCUGGAAAUGCUGCAGAGCGAGAAGGAUCUGCUCCCAUUGGCGAGUAUAAAUGUCGGUUUGAGAGCCAGGAGGUCCCUGUCCAUUGUCGUAUUGGGGGAGGAAGAAAGGAGUGACUUCUUACGAAAGGCGCAACGCUUCUAUCAAACAACGCUCAAAAUUUUGGUUGAAAGUCUCCCCGGACAGCUUAGCCCCCUGUCCAUGAGGAAUAUCGGGACUCUGCUGAAGCAUCCAACAAGUCUUAAGUGUCAAGAGGUCUCCCAUGUGCAGUUGGCAGAGUUGGGUUCUCAGUUGGGUGUAUGUGAAAAUAACUCCUCCACCUCUCAGCUGGCAUCUGAAUACGUCAACUACAUCCUGAAGGCCAAGCACUACCGUGGGUUUGAGGCCAGGUCGGCAGGCCUCAGAUGGCUCAAGCUGCUCCUCACGCUUCUGGCUUUUCCACGGUCUCUACAACUGAAGCACAUUUUUCAGUCCACAGGCAGAAACUUUUGCCCCCAAACCCAGGAGCACAGAAAAGGCGUGAAGAGGAGGUAUCGUCAUUCGCACAGACCAGAGAGAGACCAGGACUCCUCCUCUGAUGAAGACCCACCCAGACCCCCUGCACUCAAACUAGCUCCACAGCAGCAAAGGGACUCAGAGGACUCAGACUACACCGACAACUCAUCAGUUCCAAAUGGCACUGCAUCACAAGCUGAGACACCCAUCAGUGAGUCCGUCUAUGUGUUGGAGGAUGAAAAGGGCAAGAGCAAACGCAAACUGCCCAAAGUCAAAACGGCCAACGCAAAGCCCGAACAAAAGCAGCAGGGCGAGCUGGUCCUGAUCAGCCUGGAGGACUCCCUGUGCUGGCCUGCCGUUACAGUGCCCAGUUUAGAGGACAACCAGGAGCCGGACAUGAAGAAGGUGGUGUGGUAUGGACACAGCAUGAUCUCCGAGGUCUGCAUAGAAUAUCUGCGACCAUUUGCUGACUUCUCUAGAUUCUUCUCCCAAAACACCUUUGCUACUGUAGCCACUUACAAAGAUGCUGUGUUCUUGGCUCUGAGGGAGGCGAGUGCCCGUUGUCAGAAGCAGUUUUCAGCCUCGUUUGACAACAAAGAAGAGAUUCUGGUGGAGAUGCUGGACUGGGCUUUUGGAGGGUUCAGACCAAUGGGACCCAAAGGAUUUGCUCCUGCUGUAUUGGAGGGAGGCCAUUCCACUGGUCAGGCAUCAAACCCAUCCAAAGCCAAAAGUGUAACCCCAGAAUACCUGCCCAAGGUGUCUGUGUCUCUGUACAAACUACCAGUGGAGAUGCUCAAGAAAACCAUGGGGGCCGAUUCAGCUGAGAUUAGUGUGAAGAAAAAGACUAAGUCUGUGUGGAAGGGGAAGGGCCCCAAGAAGAAAAGUGCAUUAUUUGGAGACAUGUUCAGAGACACCGACAUGUCUCCUGACUUUGUGCCCUACAAGAAGAGGCCCUACACCAAAGUAGACCAGUCAUCCAAGGACACCUCGCAGAAUGUGUACAAACAACCUGACCAGAAAGAGAGAGAGAGAAUUAUACGCAAAAUUGUGAAGUUUGACUUGGACAUUGACAACUUUUGUGUAUGUUGUGGCACAGAGGAUGUAGUGAUAUUCCACCCUCUGUUCAAAGGCAGUCUGUGCUUUGAGUGUAAGAACAACUUCACAGAAACUUUGUACCGGUACGAUGAGGAUGGAUACCAGUCCUACUGCACCAUUUGCUGCUAUGGGAUGGAGGUCAUUUUGUGUGGCAAUGAUAGCUGCUGCAGGUCCUUCUGUGCAGACUGCCUGAACAUCCUGGUGAGAGAGGGCACCUUUGACAUCCUGAAGGACUUGGACCCUUGGAUCUGCUACAUGUGCCAGCCCCACGAGACCCACGGAGCCCUGACCCCCCGACCUGACUGGAGUGUCCGUGUGCAGGAGCUCUUUGCCAACAACAGUGCCAUGGAAUUUGAGCCUCACCGAGUCUACCCGUCCAUCCCAGCCAGCCUGCGCCGGCCCAUCCGAGUACUGUCCCUGUUUGACGGGAUAGCAACAGGCUACUUGGUGCUCAAAGAUCUGGGCUUCAAAGUGGAGAAAUACGUGGCAUCAGAGGUCUGUGAUGACUCCAUAGCCGUGUCCACUGUGAACCAUGACGGCAAAAUCAUCCAUGUGGGAGAUGCCAGGUUUAUCACUCAGGAACAUCUGGAUCGUUGGGGUCCUUUCGACCUUCUGAUUGGUGGAAGUCCAUGCAAUGACUUGUCCAUUGUCAAUCCACUGAGAAAAGGCUUGUAUGAGGGCACUGGGAGGCUGUUCUUUGAGUAUUACCGAAUCCUGCAGUUACUGAAGCCCAAAGAGGAGGACUCCAGGCCAUUCUUCUGGCUCUUUGAGAACGUGGUCUUCAUGAACAUCCACGAUCGACUCAACAUCUGCAGGUUCCUUGAGUGUAACCCAGUGCUGGUGGAUGCAGUCAAAGUCAGCCCAGCCAACAGAGCGCGUUACUUCUGGGGCAACAUCCCUGGAAUGAGCAGGCCUAUUACAGCCUCUCAGAUGGACAAAGUAAAUCUACAGGAUUGUUUGGAGAUUGGACGAAUUGCAAGGGUGACUAAAGUAAGAACCAUCACCACCAAUCCCAACUCUCUGAAGCAGGGUAAAGAUGUGUCCCUGCUCCCAGUUCUCCAGAACGGCACAGGGGACAUACUGUGGAUAACAGAGAUAGAGAAGAUCUUUGGCUUCCCCAAACAUUACACCGACGUGAGGAACAUGAACCGUCAGCAGAGGCAAAAGGUCCUGGGCAAGGCUUGGAGCGUGCCUGUCAUCCGCCACCUCUUCGCCCCGCUCAAAGACUACUUUGCCUGUGAAGAACUCCCCCCAGGGGCCACAUCUGGUGCUCCUACCUCUAGCUCCUCCCCCUGCUCGCUGUCAGAGCCAGAGAUCCUCCAGCUUAGAUGA